UGUGUGUGGAGAGAGAGGGAGAGGGCUUGAGCUUCAGUGUAGCCGAGGUCGGGUUUGGUUUGGAGUCACGGGGAGAGAGUGUGUGUGUGGGGGGGGAGUACAGCGGAUCCACACAAACUAACCAGCCAGUUCCCUUUUGUGAAACGUCUACCCCGCCAGUGUCAGUUUCAUUGUGAAAUCCACCGCCGCCGCUGCUUCAGUCGGGGCACAAGUCGCGUCUGAAACUCUUUCCCAAACUCCGAACCUUCCCCGCUUACAAACACUCUCUCCACUGAAACACAGAGAGAGCGGGGUGGGCGCGACUGGAUGGCUUUUCUGUCGAAGAAGAAGAAAUUCAAGUUCCUGGUGCGUUUGACGGUGGUGGAUCUCUCCGCGGUGCCGUUCGUCAACGGGAUCAUUUUCUGCAAACUUCGCCUCAUGCAAGGGGGUGUCUUCGAGGAGCUGACUUCCCGGGAAGAGGUUCUGGACAACUGUGUCCAGUGGCAGAAGGAAUCUUGCUUCAAGUGUAAAAUGAGUGCCAGCUCAGUUACUGGGGUCCUAGACGCAAGCGUUUGCAGGGUAUCGGUCCGUAAGGAACUGAAGGGCGGGAAGUCGUUCUUGAAGUUGGGUUUUGUAGACCUGAACCUGGCUGAGUUUGCGGGUUGCGGCUCGACUGCUCGCUGCUGCCUCCUAGAGGGCUACGACACCAAGCACACCCGUCAGGACAACUCCAUCCUCAAGGUUUCCAUCUCCAUGCAACUUCUAUCCGGCGAUCCGUGCUUCAAAACGCCUCACUCCACGGACAAGUCCAUCGAGAUCCUGGGACAUCGUAACUCGCUGCAGCCCGACUGCAAAGGGGGAGACGGCACGGACGAGCCGGAGCUGGAGAGGGAACGGAAUCGGCCGGAUUCCUGGAAGCACAAGGGCUGGUUUCUCCCGGCGAAUGCGAGAACACUCGAGGGCAGUGACUGCACUCCUGAGAAGGUGCAUCCCCGGAAAAGGCAUUCCCGGAAUUCCAGUGGCUCCAGCCAGCUCUCCAAAAUCUCAGGUUACAGUUCGGAGGGAUCCCUGUGCAGCUCGCGGUCCGAGCCGGCUCACCGGCGGAAUGGGUCUGGUGUUAGUCGCCUCUCCUCUGGCAUCGGCAGCACCGCCGACCUGCGCGACGGGAACGGGACCAGCCCCGACACAGCCAUGGCCCAUCCCAAACUCUCCUUCCGAUCCGAGCGGCUCUACAGGCGUAAGAAGGAGGAGGCGGAGAGCCGGCCCACGCGGCUGGACGAUACGCGGGUGAGCGCGUGCGACAUCGUGGAGCGGAUCAUACGCGAGCAGGACUUCAGCCGACCAACUGGCGCUGAGGACAGCGGGCUACAGUUGUACGUGGGGCGAGAUGGGACCGUCAAACUGGGCGGCUUACAGACUGAGAACAGAUUGGGUAAUUACAAACCCGUGGUGAUCGACAGCCAUUAAGCUCGGCUCGACAACGGAAUUCCGAUUUCCCUUCCGAAUAUUUCAUCUGCUGCUGUUUCAUUGUGUUCCCGGGAAAUUCCCAAAUUCUGGAGUUUCCAUGAGGGAGGAGCCAGGUCAUUUUAAAGAAAGGACAGGACAAUAUCGAGGGUGGGGGGGUGGGAAUGAUGGGGAGAGGAUAGGGAAAGAGAUGGGAAGAUUUGUCUCUCCGUCCAUCCAAUGCUAAUUGCCCAAGAGUCAAGUUGGGAUGGGAGUCAAUGGAUGGUCCUCCGCUGAUUUUUAUUUGUUCCGGUAUUCCUCGGAGCCAGAUCCUUGCCGUAUUAUCCGUCGGCCUCGGAGGUCGGCUUUGAGAACGGAUCUGCCGGGAAUGGCCGGGAUUUCCAAAAAUUCCAAAUAUUCCAAAUAUUCCAUCGGCCGCGGAAGUCCGGAUGAGGUCGAGAUCGCCCGGGCUAGGUGUCACAUUUUCGGGGAGAGGGGGGGUGGUGGUUUGUUUUCCAGCGGAGAUUUCAAAGUGCGCGCUGUCGGGAAUUUUGUCCGGGUUGAAGGAGGUCCCGGGACCACCAGCAGUCGCCCGGGAAUUCGGUGGUGGGCCUAUCGUGUAUCCACGAUCAAUAUAUGCUGUAGGUG
Amblyraja radiata (thorny skate) is the source of this 2070-nucleotide messenger RNA. Its product is annotated as protein FAM102A-like. The coding region runs from base 307 to 1446 and encodes 379 amino acids. NCBI's taxonomy places the organism in Eukaryota, Metazoa, Chordata, Chondrichthyes, Rajiformes, Rajidae. The record is from RefSeq and is a predicted model, not a curated record. The transcript is spliced from 12 exons.